This is a messenger RNA of Empidonax traillii (willow flycatcher), 3872 nucleotides long. RefSeq names its product StAR related lipid transfer domain containing 8 (gene STARD8). The record is from RefSeq and is a predicted model, not a curated record. Gene Ontology annotation, molecular function: GTPase activator activity; lipid binding. Gene Ontology annotation, biological process: regulation of Rho protein signal transduction; actin cytoskeleton organization; signal transduction. Lineage: Eukaryota; Metazoa; Chordata; Aves; Passeriformes; Tyrannidae. The coding region runs from base 111 to 3362 and encodes 1083 amino acids. The transcript is spliced from 14 exons.
GCACCGCGGGGAAAGGUCGGGGCUCUCCCGUGGGGUGCCUGUGGGAAGGUCUCCAACCGCCGGCGGACAGUGCUGGGUGGCCAAGGAGGGGAUGAAGGAGGCCGGGGGUCAUGCUGAUACUUUUUUCUGCGUUUAAUUCACGGUUUCCAAUGAACAAAGCCGGGAUUAACAGCUCCUGCCAUGAAAUCGAAGCCAAGAAAGCCUGUGAGUGGCUGCGGGCGGCGGGAUUCCCCCAGUAUGCCCAGCUGUACGAAGACUCCUUGUUCCCUCUCGACAUUGGCGCUGUGAAGAAGGACCACAGCUUCCUGGAUCAGGAUUCCCUCAAAUCCCUGUGCAGGAGGCUGAUGACCCUGAACACUUGUGCCUCCAUGAAGCUGGAUGUUCACUUUCAGCGUAAACAGAAUGAAGACUCUGAGGAGGAAGACCUGUGUGCCAUCAGCAACCGGUGGGCUUUCCAGAGGGACAGCAAGAGGUGGUCCCGGGUAGGGUCAGCCGACGUCCUCUCGCAGGGCUCGGAGGCCCUGAGCUGCAGCAUGCGGCCGGUGUCCAGCCGCGAGAGCGUCCUCACCGACCUCAGUACCAACCCGGAGGCCGCGUCCCUGCACAGCACGGGCAGCGUGGGCAGCGUGGGUGGCACGCGUGGCACGCCGGGCGCUGCAGCCGCACCGUCCGAGCCCCCGUCCCCGCUCCGUGCCGCUGCCAGCGCCACCAGCUGCAGGAGCGAGCAUUCCUCGCUGGAGCAGCCCCAGGGCCGCAGGGAGGGCUCCAAGGAGAAGCCAAAGAAACGCCGGUCUCGCAGUUUCCUGAAGCGGAUCGAGUCCCUGCGGAGGAAGGACAAGGAGAAAGCCAGCCCUGACAGGAGGGUAGCCCUGCACAGCAGCAAAACUCUCCCACCCGGAUGGGGCCCCCUGAAGAGUAACGGGGAGCUCGCAGCCACCAGGACCAGCUCCUCUAAAAGAGGGAUACCCGCCUCUUUCCAUGGCAAAAAACACUUCUUCUCGGUGUCGUACAGGACUAACCGCCCGCUCGGCGCCGCGGGCACCGAGGAGGGCUCUGACCAGAACUGCAGCGGGGUCUCCCUGGAGGACUUUGACACGGCUGCCACAGCCAGCAGCACCUGGGCCGCCGCCUCUGCGUGCCAGCGCCGGCGGGCUCGCCGGGGGGACUGCCUGGUCUACAUCCCCUGCGACCACAAGCCCGGCACCUUCCCCAAAUCCCUCUCCAUCGAGAGCUUGUGUCCCCUGGGCGGCAGUUCCCUGACCCACUGGGACCCGGGCAGCGUGGCCGCGGGGCUGGGCGCGGGUGGCAGGGGCGGCAGCAGCAGCAGCACGGAGGGCUCAUCCUCGCCCCGCGGCUUUGCCCGCCGGCGCCGCGGCUCCUGCAGCUCCCUGGGCAGCCGGGUCAGCGUCUACGACAACGUGCCGGACUUCGGCAGCAGCGAGGAUUUCUGCAAGGACGGGGAGGUUACCUUCGAGAACCUCGACGACAUUCUGCAGCACAUGUGGGGGCUACAGCAGAAGGUGGAGCUCUGGUGUAAAGCCAUCGCCCCUGGCCUGGAUGGGGAGGAAGGGGGCGAGGAAGAGGAGGAUGAGGAGGAGUCGGACUCGGGAGGGGAACCCUCCAACCUGCACUUCGAAGAGCGAUCCAUGUCAGACGUAGGCACCUCUGCCAGUGACUUUGACAGCACGGGGAACUCCCUCAACGAAGCUGAAGAGAUUGAGACGCGGGAGCGCCGGGAUUCGGGGGUGGGAGCGUCGCUCACGAGGCCCUGCAGAAAACUGCGCUGGCACAGCUUCCAGAACUCACACCGGCCCAGCCUGAACUCAGCCUCGCUGGAGAUCAACCGCCAGUCCUCGGCCCAGCUCAACCUGCUCCAGAAGUGCUCCCUGCUCCGGCUCACUGCCAUCAUGGAGAAGUACUCGGUGCCCCACAAGCAAGCCUGGACGUGGACUGUCCCCAAGUUCAUGAAGAGGAGUAAAGUCCCUGACUACAGGGACAAGAUGGUUUUUGGGGUGCCCCCCAUCGUCAACGUGCAGCGCACGGGGCAGCCCCUGCCCCAGAGCAUCCAGCAGGCCAUGCGCUACCUGCGCAGCCAGUGCCUGGACCAGGUUGGCAUUUUCCGUAAGUCAGGGGUGAAGUCCCGGAUCCAGGCGCUCCGGCACAUGAACGAGAGCAGCCCUGACAACGUCAGCUACGCGGGGCAGUCGGCGUACGACGUGGCCGACCUGCUGAAGCAAUACUUCCGCGACCUGCCCGAGCCCAUCUUCACCAGCAAGCUGACGGACACCUUCCUGCAGAUCUACCAGUUCGUGUCCAAGGAGCAGCGGCUGCAGGCGGUGCAGGCUGCCAUCAUCCUCAUGCCCGACGAGAACCGCGAGGUGCUGCAGACCCUGCUCUACUUCCUGAGCGACAUCGCCUCGGCCGAGGAGAACCAGAUGACUGCCGGGAACCUGGCCGUGUGCCUGGCCCCCUCCAUCUUCCACCUCAACGUGUCCAAGAAGGAAAGCACCUCACCCAGGGCCAUACACAAGAGGGGCACCAUGGGGAAGCCGGACCAGAAGGACCUGAACGAGAACAUGGCUGCGACGCAGGGGCUCUCCCACAUGAUCACCGACUGCAAGAAGCUCUUCCAGGUCUCCCAUGACAUCUUGCUGCAGCUGAGCAGCUCCUAUAUGGCUGCAGAUGCUUAUCCACACCCCCUGACUGACUUGGUGUGCCAAGGGGAGAGUAAGGAUCUACACUCCUACUUCGAGCAGAGCAUCCAGAACCUGCUCAAAGAGUCAUCAGAGAAAUUCAAGGGGUGGCUGAGCACCCCAGGGCCCCUGAACACAGAGCUGUCCUGCAAAAAGGUUGGGGAUGGGAACCCCCUGCGCCUGUGGAAGGUGUCCACGGAGGUGGAGGCCCCUCCUGCCACAGUGCUGCACCGGGUGCUGCGGGAGCGUCACCUGUGGGACGAGGAUCUGCUGCAGAGCAAGGUGGUGGAGGCCCUGGAGCAGGACAUGGAGGUGUAUCACUACGUGACGGACAGCAUGGCCCCCCACCCGCGCAGGGACUGCAUGGUGCUCCGGCGCUGGCGCACGGACCUGCCGCGGGGAGCCUGCCUGCUCGUGGCCCUGUCGGUGGAGCACGACAAGGUGCCGGUGGAGGGAGGCGUCAAGGCCGUCGUGCUGACGUCCCAGUACCUCAUCGAGCCCAGCGCCAUGGGCCGCUCCCGAGUGACCCACAUCUGCAGGGCCGACCUCAGGGGCCGGUCUCCCGAGUGGUACAACAGGGUCUUUGGCCACCUCUGUGCCAUGGAGCUGGUGAGGAUCCGGGACUCCUUCCCAGCCCUGAGUCCGAGUGGCCCUGAGACGAAGAUCUGAGGCGCCAGGAAGAUGCUGCGUCCUGUCUGACGUGGACUCGCUGUGGAUCUGGACUGGGGCUCUGGGCAGGGAGCACAGCGUGGGCAGUGCCCAUGGAGGGGGAGGCAGAGGCACAUAUUUAUAAACGUCCUUUCACCCCAGGCUGGGCAGUCCCCAUCCCACCAGCCCUGGAGCGCUGCAGGGCAGAGGGUCCACAGAGGAAAAGCCGUGCCCCUGUCCCACAGGAGGGGUGGGGGAGCUGAUGGAAGAGGGGCUGUGGGGUGACCCCGGGAAGGCAGCCUGUGGCAGGAGCUGGGUCCCCCAACAGCAGCUGGGAGCAAUGGUGGGGGUGAAGGAGCGUGCAGCGAGGUGGGAGGACGCAGUAGGGUCGAGCAGAGAGGACGGGCCGUGUCUGCAGGUGGCAGAGCUGUGUUGGGAAGUGGAGGGUGGGCAGUGAGGGUGGAGUGUGUUUGUGGUGUCAGCCGGCAGGGACAGCCAGGGAGCCACAGCUGGGUAGUGAAAGAGGCUGCU